UGCCUCUUCAAGUCUGCUCUCUUUUUGCACCUAUUUCUCUCUCUCGUACUCAUAUCUUCCAGUAACAUAAGAAGAGAGAGAGAAUAAGAACAGAAGAGAGAGAGAGAGAGAGAGAGAGAUGGCACUUGCAGAUCAAUAUAGCAAGUACACUAUCAGGACAGCUGAGAUAUCAGCAGAGUUCAAGGAGCUGACGAAAAUCUGUCUCCCCAUUGUCGCCACCAACCUCGUUUCAUACCUCAAGGGCAUGUUCUCCGUCGCCUUUAUGGGCCGUCUCGGCCCUCUCGAGCUCGCCGGCGGUUCCCUAGCCGUGGGCCUCACCAACAUCACCGGCCUCUCCAUCCUCUCCGGCCUCUCCCUCUCCCUCGACCCCAUUUGCAGCCAGGCUUCCGGCUCCAACAACCCUUCCCUCGCCAUCUCCGCCCUCCGCCGCACCAUUCUCCUCCUCCUCAUCGUCUCCAUACCCAUCUCCGCCCUCUGGUUCUCCCUCCACUCCAUUCUCAUCUCCCUUUUCCGCCUCGAUCCCGCCGUCGCCGCCAUUGCUCAUUCCUAUGUCCUGUUCUCUCUACCUUCCCUUCUCACCUCUUCCAUCCUCCUCCCUCUUCGCUCUUACCUCCGUUCCCUCUCCCGUCCCCUCCCCUUCGCCGCCGCCUCCACAUUCUCCUCCCUCGCACUCCACCUCCCACUCGCCCCCUUCCUCUCCUCCUCCCACCUCGGAAUCUCCGGCAUCGCCCUCUCCUCCUCUGUUUCAGACUUCGCCACCCUCCUCCUCCUCGCCGCUUACUUCUCCCUCACCCAAAAUCAAAACUUUAACCCUUCUCCCUCCCCCCUCCAUGUCGACGGCCUCGCGUACCUUCCGCUGAAGCCGCAACCACCUCCUCCUCGUCUUCCUCCCUCACCAUCCAACACCUGGUCUCCGCUUCUCCGUCUCUCAAUCCAUAGCUGCCUCGCCGUCUGUUUAGAAUGGUGGUGGUAUGAGCUGGUCAUGACCAUCGCCGCCGGCUAUCUAAUCCAACCUCAAUCCUCCCUCGCCGCCUCCGGUAUAGUCAUCCAAACCACCGCUCUGCUCUACACUCUUCCCGUCACCUUAUCCGCCGCCGUAUCCGUCCGAGUGGGUCACCAACUCGGGGCGGGGCGGCCCGGGCUUUAUCCCUCGCGGCUUCCUGCGCGGGCCUUGCGUGGGCCACGCUCGGCCGGGAGUUGUGGGCCCGCGUUUUCACAUCAGAUAGCGCUGUUCUUCACGGUGGGAUGCGGUGUGCUGCGCGGGUGCGCGCGCCCGGCAGUUGGCGCGGCUAUCAAUCUCUACUCGUUUUAUUUUGUCGGGGCGCCGGCGGCCCUUUUGCUGGCUUUUGGGUAUGGUAUGGGUUUUAUUGGGCUUUGUUUUGGGCUUCUUGCGGCCCAAGUAGUUUGUGCUGUUUCUAUCUUUGCUGCAAUCUGGUCGAUUGACUGGGAUCAGGAGGCCCAGAAGGCUAAUGAUUUGGUUGGACUGAAUGAUGCGGCUAAUACAGUUGGUGUAGUUUUGUAA
Messenger RNA from Phalaenopsis equestris, 1522 nucleotides. RefSeq names its product protein DETOXIFICATION 55-like. Gene Ontology annotation, biological process: transmembrane transport. The transcript has 3 exons. NCBI's taxonomy places the organism in Eukaryota, Viridiplantae, Streptophyta, Magnoliopsida, Asparagales, Orchidaceae. Gene Ontology annotation, molecular function: antiporter activity; xenobiotic transmembrane transporter activity. Bases 119 to 1522 code for a protein of 467 amino acids. The record is from RefSeq and is a predicted model, not a curated record. Gene Ontology annotation, cellular component: membrane.